AUGUACUCUAGUAUAGUCCCAUCUAGUUCACAUGGCUACUAUCAUAAUCAACAUCAUCAGCAUCAUCAGUAUCAGAACUACCAGCAGAGCUUUCAUCAACAGAACCACUUUGGAAAUGGGUCGCCUGGAGGUUCGUCACAGGGUUAUGCGAAUCCUGGAGCACCGGUGAUCAAUGUGCAUAAUUAUCAUUUUCAUACUGGACCGGUGAAUAAUCAGGUUAUUGAACAACACUACAACCAUCACAAUCAUCAUCAAAACCACCAGAACCAUCAGACCCAAAUGAACCAGUUUGAGGAGAACAUUCAAAAUAUGGACCAACAAACUCCAUUCGAUCCUCCUUUUACACCUGCCAACAACAACCAAACAAACUUUCCAGUAGACCCUAGAGACCAUCAGGAGCAACCACUAGACCAUACAGCUUCUUCUGGCUCGGAGUCCUCCACACCGUUCCACUAUGAUCAGAAGCUUUUCAUACCAUCCCCAGCCGCCUCGGUAUCCAGUUACUCCUAUUCUAGCGACCUGUCUGUUAAGGAAGAGGAAGAUCCUAGGAUUCCACUGAAAGAUCGAGGACGAGUCUACCAUCCACAAAGUACUGAGAAGCCGAAGAAGGUGCCAAGUAAGCGGCGGGAUAAGGCAACGCUGGAUAGGUUAAGGGUACACAAGUGUCUAUAUACAGGCUGCGGCAAAAUCUACACCAAAAGCUCGCACCUGACAGCUCAUGAGCGUGUUCACAGCGGAGAAAAACCAUACCCUUGCGAAUGGCCUGGAUGCUCUUGGAGAUUCGCUCGAUCCGAUGAACUCACGCGUCAUUAUCGAAAGCACACUGGAGCGAAACCGUUUGCUUGUAAGGAGUGCUCCAGAAAGUUCUCGAGAAGUGACCACUUGCAACUACACAUGAAGCGACACGAACCGGAUGGAAUGAUGAUGAUCCAGGAGGAGGAUUUUAAGGAUUUCAAGAAUUUUAUUGAUUUUGUGUAG
This is a messenger RNA of Caenorhabditis briggsae, 978 nucleotides long. Lineage: Eukaryota; Metazoa; Nematoda; Chromadorea; Rhabditida; Rhabditidae. The transcript has 4 exons. Bases 1 to 978 code for a protein of 325 amino acids. Gene Ontology annotation, molecular function: DNA-binding transcription factor activity, RNA polymerase II-specific; RNA polymerase II cis-regulatory region sequence-specific DNA binding. The record is from RefSeq and is a predicted model, not a curated record. Gene Ontology annotation, biological process: regulation of transcription by RNA polymerase II.